AUGUUGAGGACCAAGCUGAUGCUGGCAGCUGUUAUUGUCUUGACCCUGCUACAGGUGUGUCUGGCCAAGGAGACGUCGUUUUGGUCGCACAUCGAAGUUAUCGAGAAACGAGCUCAGCUCGCAGCAGCAGAUACCUCCCUCUCCUCUUCUGCUGCAUCUUCACCUAUGCUAGAACGACGUAAGUCCGCAGCUGCUCCAGCUUCAUCAUCGAUGAAGUGCACACACCCUGUUGCACGCGUCUCAUGGUACACUCUCACCCCUCGAGAACAGUCAGCUUGGAUCUCUUCCUUCAAAGCUUUGAACACUCCGAACAAGUCCAUCUUUAUUCGUGGGGGCUCCUUCAUGGACGAUCUUGCCAUGGUCCACGUUGCCCUGCAGCAAGAGAUGCACUACAACGCCUGCUUCCUUGCCUGUCACACUGCCUUCCUUCGUGCUUUCUACUCUCUCAUGCGAGUAUCUGGCUACAAAGGUCGUGAAGCGUACUGGGACAUCUUUGAUGACUACAAGAAAGGCCUUCAGAACGCUGCCGUCUGGAAAAGCUUCGGUGGAGACGAUGGCAAAGGUGGACCUAUCCCCAACGGCCCCUUCCGCAACCUGAAGUGUGGAAUAUUGCCAAACACCAAGAAGGCCGGUUACAGUCUCUACAAGCCUCACUAUGUCACUAGACACUUUAACUCCGACUGGGAACGAAAGCCCUUGAUCCGUGGCGACAUGUACACGUCCCAAUUCAACCCGCAACUCUAUGACACCAUCCUGAAUGAACCGAACUACACUUUGCUUCGUCAGAAGCUCGAAGCUACUGUUCAUUCUUGGAUCCAUCGGUCGAUUUAUGGAGAGAUGGCGCUUUUCUCUGCUCCAUGCGAGCCAGCUUUCUGGUUACUUCAUGCGGAGAUCGAUAGAUACUGGAGGUCGUGGCAGCACAAACAUAAUGCAUGGUACGCCUAUGGAGGUCAUCGAAGGAUCAGGGAGAAGGAUGGAACGUCAAAGGUCGUGCCUGCGAGCUUGAACGAUACGAUUGACUUCUAUGGGAUGUUCGAGAAGGUCAAGGUUCGGGAUGUGAUGCAUCCGAGGAGAGGUAUCAUGUGCUAUCGGUUUGAUAGGCUUAUUGAUGGCUCGCCUGAUAACGCUCCCUAA
Molecule: messenger RNA, 1134 nt
Organism: Ustilago hordei
Lineage: Eukaryota; Fungi; Basidiomycota; Ustilaginomycetes; Ustilaginales; Ustilaginaceae
Exons: 1
Coding region: 1-1134 (377 amino acids)
Molecular function (GO): oxidoreductase activity
Source: RefSeq, a predicted model, not a curated record